GCUGCUUGGCUCAUCAGACCCUAGCGCUCCGGCCCUGCGCUCGCGGGCAAAUCCCAACUGCGCGCCCCCCUUCACUCCCCUUGCUUCGGGACCGCCCCCUCCCCGCUUUCGGCGUUGUUGAAGAUAAACAAUAGUUGGCCGGCGAUCGCCAAGUGCUUCUCUCGCCGCCAGAGUCGGCGGGUUGCUGGGACCCGGCGGGAUUCCCGCCAGCCGGCCAUGGCGGGGCUGUACUCGCUGGGAGUGAGCGUCUUCUCCGACCAGGGCGGGAGGAAGUACAUGGAGGACGUUACUCAAAUUGUGGUGGAGCCCGAGCCUACCGCUGAAGAAAAGCCCUCGCCCCGGCUGUCGCUCACUCAGCAGUCACCUCCGCAGCCGUCACAGCCGGCUGUUCCUGGCUGUGAAGUCUCGGGGAAAGGCCCAGCGGUGGCAGCCCAAGAGGCUUGCGACCCUCCUCCGGACGCCGGGGCCUCGCCGGCUCCCGGCUGCUGCCGCCGCCGUUCCUCGGUGGCAUUUUUUGCCGUGUGCGAUGGGCACGGUGGGCGGGAGGCAGCACAGUUUGCCCGGGAGCAUUUAUGGGGUUUCAUCAAGAAACAGAAGGGGUUCACUUCGUCCGAGCCGGCGAAGGUUUGUGCUGCCAUCCGUAAGGGCUUCCUCGCCUGUCAUCUCGCCAUGUGGAAGAAACUGGCGGAAUGGCCAAAGACUAUGACAGGUCUUCCCAGCACAUCAGGGACAACAGCCAGUGUGGUCAUCAUACGGGGCAUGAAAAUGUAUGUAGCUCACGUUGGUGAUUCAGGCGUGGUUCUUGGAAUUCAAGAUGACCCAAAGGAUGAUUUUGUCAGAGCUGUGGAAGUAACACAGGACCAUAAGCCAGAACUUCCCAAGGAAAGAGAACGAAUCGAAGGACUUGGUGGGAGUGUGGUGAACAAGUCUGGGGUGAAUCGUGUAGUGUGGAAACGACCUCGGCUCACUCAUAAUGGACCUGUUAGAAGGAGCACAGUUAUUGACCAGAUUCCUUUUCUGGCAGUGGCAAGAGCACUUGGUGAUUUGUGGAGCUAUGAUUUCUUCAGUGGUGAAUUUGUGGUGUCACCUGAACCAGACAUAAGUGUCCACACUCUUGAUCCUCAGAAGCACAAGUAUAUUAUCUUGGGGAGUGAUGGACUUUGGAAUAUGAUUCCACCUCAGGAUGCCAUCUCAAUGUGUCAGGACCAAGAGGAGAAAAAAUACUUGAUGGGUGAACAUGGACAAUCUUGUGCCAAAAUGCUUGUGAAUCGAGCACUAGGCCGCUGGAGGCAGCGUAUGCUUCGAGCAGACAAUACUAGUGCCAUAGUAAUCUGCAUCUCACCAGGAGUGGACAGUCAGGGAAAUUUCAGUAAUGAAGAUGAGCUCUAUCUGAAUCUGACUGAUAGCCCUUCCUAUAAUAGUCAAGAAACCUGCCUGAUGACUUCUUCUCCAAGUUCUACACCACCGGUCAAGUCACUGGAGGAGGACCCUUGGCCAAGGCUGAACUCUAAGGACCAUAUACCUGCCCUUGUUCGUAGUAAUGCCUUCUCAGAGAAUUAUUUAGAAGUCCCAGCUGAGAUAGCUCGAGGGAAUGUGCAGGCUGCAGUCGUACCCUCAAAAGAUCCAGAGCCACUUGAAGAAAAUUGCACUAAAGCCCUGACUUUAAGGAUACAUGAUUCUUUGCAUAAUAGCCUGCCAGUUGGCCUUGUGCCUACCAAUUCAACAAACACCAUCAUGGACCAAAAAAAUUUAAAGAUGUCAACUCCAGGUCAAAUGAAAGCCCAAGAAGUUGAAAGAACCCCUCCAGCAAACUUUAAAAGGACAUUAGAAGAAUCCAAUUCAGGCCCUCUUAUGAAGAAGCAUAGACGAAAUGGUUUAAGUCGAAGUGGUAGCACUCAGCCUGCAAGCCUCCCUGCAACCUCUCAGCGAAAGAACUCUGUUAAACUUACCAUGCGACGCAGACUUAGGGGCCAGAAGAAAAUUGGAAAUCCUUUAUUGCACCAGCACAGAAAAGCUGUUUGUGUUUGUUGAGCUAUAUCUGGAAAAUGGUUUCUUUCCAAGUUUAGGAUAUGAAGCUUUUUGAAGUUGGUGCCAAAGGUGAACUUUUUAAAAAGGCACACAAAAGGUAGUAUGCUGUUUGACUUUUUGGAAUUCAACAGUUUAAUCCUAAGCUGUGUACUUGCUUGUAUUAUAAAUGUGAAUUUUGUAGAUAUUAGGGUACAUGUUGCUGUAAAAUGUGUGUAAAUUUGUAUCCUUCACACAAACUCAGCCUCUUACCCUGGUACACAGUAAAUAUAUCAAGAGGGCUAACAGUUUAAAAAACAAAUCAAAAGACUAUUAGAUUUUAGUAGAAGUACAUUAACUUUUAAAAAUGGUUAUUGAGUCAUCAUUCAUGAUGAAAACUAUACAACUUUUUAAAGUAAAUUAUUAAGCAAAUCGGAAAGGUGAUGUAUUUUCAUAGUGAUCUGUGUUCUACUUAAUGUUUCUUAGAGACUAUUGUCUUUUAAAAUUUUUUAAUUUCUAAUUUCAUAAUUUUUCAUAGAAGAAGAAAUAGCUGGAUAUUAGUCUCCUUUCCUCAUUAAAGUACUAUGCAGUAUCUUAUUUCAGUAGCAUUUUUCUAAAACAUUAAUAAUCAGAUAUACUCACUAACUAUUUGAAAUAGAAGGUGUGCUUUCCUAAAAAAUGCCCUUUUCAGUUAUCCCAUUCUGUGGCAUUAGGUCUUAAAGUAGUUCCCCUCUUCUAGUGUUUGCAUAAAAUAUGUGAAGUUUUUCUUGCUAUUUCUUGCUCAAUAAAAGAUGGUGCUGCUAAUUCCCAACAUUUUUUAAAUUAUUUUAUAUAUCAUACAGUUUUCAUUGAUUAUAUGGAUAUAUGUUUGUUCAUCUAAUAAAUCAGUGAACUGUUUGCAAUGUUGCUAGAUUUUUAUUGUUGGUUUUAGUGAUUAUAUUAACUUUUUGUUGUGCCAUGAUUGUGCUUUCAGAGUAACUUAAAAUACAUGUAAUGUUUAUUUUUGCACUCAACUUUAAAUUAGAAUACAUCAACGCAGGCUAAACAGCUAACGAUAAGAAUAUAGUUAAGUCAUGGCUUGUAAGCAUUUGAUGACAUUUAUAGCAAAUAAAAGUGAAUAAAACUGCCCUGGCUGGUGUGGCUCUGGAUUGAGUGCUGGCCUGCAAAGUGAAAGGUCCCCCGGUUUGAUUCCCAGUCAGGGCACAUGCCUAGGUUGCAGGUCAGGUGCCCAGUUUGGGGUGUGCAAGAGGCAACGGAACAAUGUAUCUCUUGCACAUUAACGUUUCUCUCCCUUUCUCCCUCCCUUCCCUCUGUAAAAAUAAAAUAAAAUAAAUACAUAAAUAAAUAAAAUCUUGUAGAAAAUGAGUACAACUUUGUUCAUAUAAGAAAAUAACUAAAAGGAGCUAAUACUAAAACAUUAAGUAUGUCAUUGUGGUGUGGUGUGUUGUUAUACAAUGAGAAUACUUUUCAUACAAGACCUCAAUGAAAUGAGAGGUCUUGAAUACAAGACCUCUCAUUGAGAUGUUGAAAUGUUGUAGAAUGCCUACAGUAUUCUAGGUACUGCACAAUUAGAAGCAUACCGUUUUACAUGAGAAAAUUGAGAACCAGUGGUCUGGGUAAAACAUUAAUUGUGGCUAGUUUUUAAAAAGGAUUUUUGGAUAAUAGUUUGUUUUUCAGAUCUAUCCAAGAUAGAGAUGUAGCAACUAAAAGGCACUUGGGGAGUCAAUUUACUGCGGAGGGUUUUUCCGUCUUUUAGACCUGUGAUACCUCUGGAGUAUUAGCUGCACCAAGUAGAAAUUCAACAAAUCUGAAUGUAUAUCAAAGAAAGGAAGAUCCAUUUAGCUACUUCACACUUUUUCUACCAGUGUUUUUUUUGUAAUAUUUUAUUAGUUUUAGAAAGGGGAAGGGAGGGAGAAAGAGAGGGAAACAUCAGUAUGAGAGAGAAAGAUCAGUUGCCUCUUGUGCGCCCCCAACUGGGGAUCUGGCCAGCAUGUGCCCCGACUGGGAAUUGACCUUACAUUUUGCCAUAGGACAGACACCCAUCCCACUGGGCCACACCAGUCAGGGCUCUCCCAGUGGUUUGAAACAAAGUAAUCUAAUGCUAUAUCUAUAUGAAAUUAAAAUUUCCAUUUGACUAGAGUAAUGGAUUAAGUAAUCUUUGAUGCAAAAAAUGCCAUAGCAUUAAUUCAUACAUCACAUAGCAUUAACUCACAUAUUUAGUGCAAUAGAGUCCAAAUACGUGCCCUACUAGUAGCUAUCUGAUCCUGGAAACGUUUGUGUUUGGAUCCUAGAGCCAUUUCAGACCUAUUCUUGAAGGAGUUAAAGAUGUUAUGUAAUUGCAAAUGUUUUAAUGGUUUUUAAUUAAAUUUUAUUUGCCUGUGUAACAGAUCUGCAUAAAAUUUAUGAUGUAUAAAAUGGUACAUAAUGAAAAAGACUUUACCUUAGUCCCCAAAGCAGCCAUUUCCCCCCCUUUUUUGUGUAUUUUUUGAGUGAUAAUCUAUGCAUAGAUAUGCAACUAUCCAUGUUUUUAUCUCAAUCUUUUUAAAGUGAUAUAUCAGUACAUCAUACAGCCACCUCAUUCUUUAGUAUUCUGUCUAGUCUGUGGAUAUAUAAUUUGGCCAUUACUUAUGUCCACCCAUAAGGAAAAUACUUUUUAAAUAAUUUUUUAUUGUUAUUGUGUUACAGUUGUCCCAAUUUUCCCCCACCUGCCCACCCCACCCAUGAAACACUAUUUUUUUCCUUUACUUACACAAUACUUACAACACCAGAUGUGUGGGGUUUCCUGCAGCAGACAAUUCUCUAAUUUCUGCACAUACAAACUGGAUGCCGUACAAUUCAAUUUUGAUAACUACCUACAUGAAGUAAUCAGAUCUCACAAAACUGCCCUCACUUCACAUACCAGUUACAGUCACACAUAUUUUGAUCAACUGACUAUAAAUCAGGAUUUCUACAACCCUUUCCACAGAUUUUAUAAUUUGCUAGUAUGCUCACAGAACUCGGAGAAACAUGUUUACUGGUUUAUUAUAUAAUAAAGGGUACAGAUGAAGAGAUGCAUCAGGUGAGGUUCCGAAGGGUCCCAAGAGCGGGAGGUUCUGGUCCCAUGGGUUUGGGGUGCACCACCCACCUGGCAUGUGUUUACCAGCCUGAAAGCUCUGUGAACCCCAUAGUUAAGGUAUUUUUCUGGAGGAUUCACCAUGUAACCAUAGCUAAUUAUUCAGUUUCCAGCCUUUUUCCCUCCCAGGAGGAAUUGGUCUGGUGAGUCCAAAAAUUCUGCUGUCCAGCUAUCCCAUCCUGAAGCUGUCCUGGAGCCCACUAACAGUAUGGUCUCCUAAGGACAAAAGAUGCUCCUAUCAGUAAAUUCCAAGGGAUAUAGAAGCUCAGUGUCAGAAAGGGGUCAAUGACCGGCUGGUGCAUA
This is a messenger RNA of Artibeus jamaicensis (Jamaican fruit-eating bat), 5419 nucleotides long. RefSeq names its product protein phosphatase, Mg2+/Mn2+ dependent 1D (gene PPM1D). Gene Ontology annotation, biological process: protein dephosphorylation. The record is from RefSeq and is a predicted model, not a curated record. Lineage: Eukaryota; Metazoa; Chordata; Mammalia; Chiroptera; Phyllostomidae. The transcript is spliced from 6 exons. Gene Ontology annotation, molecular function: cation binding; protein serine/threonine phosphatase activity; mitogen-activated protein kinase binding. Gene Ontology annotation, cellular component: nucleus; cytosol. Bases 217 to 2031 code for a protein of 604 amino acids.